UAUAUACGUACCCAUUUGCACAAUCUUUCAUUCAGAGGACCUUGAUCGUGAUCGGAGAUGGCGAUGAGUCAAAGAAGUACAGGUAGUAGCUUUCGCGGCGGACGAGGAGGAUUUAAUCUCUACGGCCGGCAACGGCAGCAGCAGCAGCGGCAACUCCCUCAGCCGCGACCCUUCCGCCCUCCGGCUCCGGUGACUCCUCCGCCGCCGUCGGAGGAAACGUUUCAACCCAAAGCGGUAACCGAGGAGCUUCAUGAUGAUCAUCACUCCCCUUCCUUCCUUCUCCGCCUCCUUCUCCCCGGUUUCAUGAGAUUGGAGGAAGUGAACAUUACAAAAGGAACGGGUUCGGAGUCGAAGCAUGUCGUUCGAGUUCAAGGGGAGAGAUUCGACUCACAAGCAAACAAACGCUACCGUUUCGACACCACCUUUAUUGUCCCGCUGGAGUACGAUAUCUCGCCGCCGAUGGAUGCCAAGCUCGAGAGCGGUGGGAUUCUCACCAUCACCUUCCCCAAAUUCUCCUCCUCCUCCUCCUCUUCUUCCUCUUGGAACUCAUCCGAAUCCCAGACUCAAUCUCAGUCAUCCUCCGACGAAGAAUCGCCGCUACGUCCUUAUAGUCCACCCAAAACAGACGAUAAGCAUGAAGGUGGAGGUAAUAAGAGCGUUUCUGGCAAAAAUGUGUCGGGGAAGGAGAAGGCGGCAGUUGAUCAAGAGAGAGGAGAAAUGACUACCCAGUACUCCCCUGCUUCUCAUCAGGGUCUGUCCCCUGCAUCCGACUUGAUCAAGCGCACUCGCGAUAGUCUUCUCAGAGAUGAAACUAUGGGACGAGGAAGGGGCGGACACGACGGUGGCAAGGGAACGACGAAGGUGGAUGCGGAGAACAAAUUGGCGGACCAAUUGGCGCAUAAUAAAAGAGGAGAGAACGAAGGGGACAACGAGAUUAAGAAAGAAUCAUCGCCAAGUGUAGGAGGAAGAGACGAUGGUGAUCAUGGAGGUGGAAGUAAGAGUACCUCCGGACAGAAGGUGGCAGAGAAGGAGAAGGAGGUAGAUCGAGAGAGAGGAGAAAGGGCGGGGCAAAUGCAAUUGAUGGCGAAUAUGGGUGUGGCAGUGGCCGUCAUCGUUACGCUUGGAGCCUUCAAUUAUUAUUUCACGUUCGCUUGAAUGUGUUUAUGUAACCCGUCUGGUUGUUAAGUGUCCUGUACUAUAUCUAUUUAUGACGCCUAUUUCUGACAAAAAAUAAAUUGUAAUAGGGUUUGUUAAAAAAAUAUAAUAAUAUAAAAAUAAAAUUAAUGUAAAUGGUGGGCAAUCACAUCCUUUGUGCUUGGGGU
Linum tenue is the source of this 1322-nucleotide messenger RNA. The record is from the annotation of a GenBank genome assembly. NCBI's taxonomy places the organism in Eukaryota, Viridiplantae, Streptophyta, Magnoliopsida, Malpighiales, Linaceae.